Exophiala bonariae is the source of this 639-nucleotide messenger RNA. RefSeq lists its product as uncharacterized. Bases 1 to 639 code for a protein of 212 amino acids. Lineage: Eukaryota; Fungi; Ascomycota; Eurotiomycetes; Chaetothyriales; Herpotrichiellaceae. The transcript has 2 exons. The record is from RefSeq and is a predicted model, not a curated record. Gene Ontology annotation, molecular function: peptide-methionine (R)-S-oxide reductase activity. Gene Ontology annotation, biological process: protein repair; response to oxidative stress.
AUGCGCUUUCCAUCAUUCCCAACCUUCGUCCGCACGCUCUACACUUUCAGUAACACCACAGCACGUCUAUUCCCUCAGGUAACGCGGGGUACAGUCGGUAAUCCGUUCCACUACAACCACCGCGCCGCCACAGUCUUGAAAUCUAUGCCCUCGAUCCCAUUCCUGAGUUCUUUCUUCGGCACAUCCUCCUCUUCUUCGGGAAAAAUGUCAUACCCAGAUGAGCGAACCAAGGAUGAGUGGCGCACAGUGUUGAAUCCAGAACAAUUCCGCAUCCUCCGUGAAAAGGGCACGGAAGCCCCCUUCACUGGCAAAUACGACAAACACCAGCCGACCAGCGGCACAUACAACUGCGCCGGAUGCAAUGCACCUCUCUACACGGCAGACCACAAGUUCAAAUCAGGCUGCGGCUGGCCUGCGUACUUCGACAGCAUUCCGGGAGCCGUCACCAGACACACAGACAGCUCAUUCGGCAUGGAGCGGACGGAGAUCGUCUGCAGUAAGUGUGGUGGCCAUUUAGGCCAUGUCUUUAAGGGCGAGGGCUACAAUACCCCAACGGACGAGCGGCAUUGUGUCAAUUCCAUCAGCCUGACGUUUCAUGAUAAGCCCGAGACUGAGGGCGGGAAGGAAGAGUCGAAGUGA